AUGAAGAAUCACAUCAAUCACCCUUCUUCUCUCGCUUCAAUUCGAAAGGAUUUAACAGUACCAUUAGCAACAGAAAAAGAAGCAGAAAUUGUUUAUAGAACACUUAGUGUAGACAAAGAACCAAAACGAGGAGGAGUAACAAGGAACAUUUGUUUGGAUGGAAGCCAUCUCAAUGUCCAUUUUGAAGCUACAGAAGCCAAGAUGAUGAGAGUUAGUGUAAACAACUUUUUUGACCAUUUUAACCUUGUUGUACAGACAAUCGAACAAUUUGGACCACCGAACACAUGAUAAACUCUCAUAUGAAGUGAAGUGUGAAAGUAAGAAAUAACUGAUUGAACAAGGAAGGAAGUUGAAGUUUCAAAUAUAUUCUUCGAAGCAGGACUCAUUUCUGUUGUUUUGAAGAUAGGUUUAGAAGUUUUAUUAGAAUAUGUUCAUGUUUACAAUGCCAGUAAAAAAUGGUUCUUGAAUUUGAUUCAUAUGUACAUUUUCAUAAGUUUCUCUUUAAACACAUUUUAACGUGCCAUAGGACUGAUGAAUACAUUGUCAGUGAUAUCUGAAUGAUGUUUAUAGUUUGAUUAGAUAAAUAUAAUCUUUUACCUUUAUCUACAA
This is a messenger RNA of Mytilus californianus (California mussel), 609 nucleotides long. Its product is annotated as EKC/KEOPS complex subunit LAGE3-like. Gene Ontology annotation, cellular component: EKC/KEOPS complex. The record is from RefSeq and is a predicted model, not a curated record. The transcript is spliced from 4 exons. Lineage: Eukaryota; Metazoa; Mollusca; Bivalvia; Mytilida; Mytilidae. Bases 1 to 288 code for a protein of 95 amino acids.